Molecule: messenger RNA, 1461 nt
Organism: Coregonus sp. 'balchen'
Lineage: Eukaryota; Metazoa; Chordata; Actinopteri; Salmoniformes; Salmonidae
Source: the annotation of a GenBank genome assembly
CUUGCCAGCUGUGUGCUGCUGCUCGCGUUGUCCUGCCAAGUCUCUUUGGGAACCCCAGUGCCCACGCCACUGAGUUUGGACUCUGAGAAAUGUGCGCAGUGCGCUAAUCUCUCCAGAGAGCUCGUCAAGAAUGUUAGAAAGCUCCUGGACGAAGUGAGUGACAAUUAUAACUAAUUCAUUUGAACGUUCAAUUAAUAUCUAAUGUAUCCCUCAGUCAGUCAGUCAGUCUGUCUGUAUCUUUGAUAGACUUACAGUUUGUUCACACAGUUUGUGAUUAAUGUAUCCACUUACUAAUUGAAUAAUUUUCCCUUCAUAGGAAAACCUGUUUGGUGGUUUAAACUGCUCAGAGCAGCGCGUGGAGGUAAACCGUAAGACCCAGACAGUCCUAGCCUGCGAACCCAACACGGACAGGGUAAGUCCCACAACAGUCAUUUUCUACAUUCAUAUUAACAUUAUUAAUACAAAAUUAUAAUUUCUCUGCAUUUUAUGUAUUAAUUGAAAUUAAUAAUUAGUAUUUACAGAAUAGUGAUACAAAUUAGUCUAUUGAUUCAUUAUUUUGCUGUAUUUCCUCAGAACACAAGAUGCUCUGGUCAACAGAACACCACAUUUAGUGAGGUAACUAUUGUGUUCAUACAAUAUUGCAUAAUUGUUUAGAGUAUGCUAUUUAAAUCCACAGAUAUAAAAAUAAGUAGUUAGAUCUUUAGACAGACUAUAGAUUUAAUAGUGACUGCAUUUCACAUAAUUCACCCAUUCUUAACUCACCCAUUUCAACUGCUUCCUAUAUGUCCAAUUGGCUGAUCUCUGUCCAUCUUUAUGGUUUCUUCUGACAGAGUGAGUGUCUGAAGAACAUCCGAGCAGACCUCGGACAUUUUGCUGCCUCACUACAGGCUUACAAACAGGCCGACCUCAGCUCCACUGCCCAGGACACCCAGAACCUACUCAAUAAUUGUCCAUCCACACAAGGCGAGCCUUCCUCACAGGUAAGAUUAGAUUUUUCUAUUUCCUUUUUUGUACAGAAAACAUUCCUUCCUUCCCUGAAUUUUCCUUUUUUCUUUUGAUUCAGUUUUCUAAUGACAACAACCGCAUGUAGACAAUUGCAAAACUGUACACAAAAAUGUGUUCCUCUGUGUUUGACAGCACAAAUGUCACUGCUAGUAGGCAUUCACAACUAUGGACUUAAAGUUAGCAUUUUUAUAAACUUCAGUUUUGUUUCCUUUUGCCCUGCAGGUUGCAGACCCUAAGCUGACUAGUGGUGACUCUGUGGACCAGCGGGUCCAUCUGUGUAAGGUACUGAAGGGCUUCCACCUCCGGAUCAUCACCAUUAGCAGAGCAAUGGGCUACAUCUCUGCUGGGGACCACAGGAAGUAAACCCUCAUCUUCAACACCAUCCGAUUCCUCAUCAUCAACUAUAACAAGUACUGACCAUCAUCAUCACCUACAACUGUAACAAGUUCAUCAUCA